AUGGACGUCGACGGCACCGGCUGCGUCGCGCUGGACACAACUAGCGCAUUCCACCCGGGCCCGACCUCGUUUGGCGAAGGGUGCGUCCGGAAGGCAGACGACGGCCCGAAACUGCUGGGCGCGCAGGAGCAGGAGACCAGAAUGGGCUCCAUUGCGACGGUGCCGAUGGCGGUCGACAGCGAAAGCGAGCAGACGAAGCUGCUGAAGCCGGACAUCAGGCUUGGCGACGCGGCGUCGAAGCCGACCUUCUCGCUGCUCGAGGCGAUGGACAAGGCGAAGUCGGGCGUGCGCGCGCGCCCGGGCGACCUCAGCGAGGGCGCUCCGCUCGCCGCGCGGAACCACGCGCCGGUUUUCAACGCGAAGGCCUUCAAGUCGACGACGGAGGCGCGGGCGUUCGCGGCGAGCGCGUUCGCCAACGAGCAGCAGGCUGAAGAGGAGCUCGCGCCGUCGCCCAGGGCUUCCGGCAGCGGCGGACCUGCAGCGGCGGCGGCCCGACGUGGGCCAGCGCAGCUGGCCGCGACGGCGGCGCGAGGGGUUGAUCGGGCACGCGAGCAGGUUGCGCGAAAGCCAGCGCUGCGGCGCGACGGCCAGGAGAUCGCCCUGCACCCUGAGAGUCGCGUGGAGGACAUGCGCGCGAGGUCGCGGGGGUUGGGGGAGCCGAUCUACGGCGCGAAGAACAAGCUGUGGACCGGGCUCGGAGACGCGGAGCGAAGAAUCACGGCGCACCACGACAGGCUGAAGGAGUUGGAGCGCAGGCUCGAGCAGUCCGUCCAGGGGGCGCCCGUGGUCGCACCGCGGCAAGUUGCUGGGCCAGCGGGGCCGACGCCCGGGAAGAGGGCAGCCCGCGAGUUGCUGCGCUUGACGAGGGCCGAGUGGCGCGAGGCCUGGGCGCGCGGCAUCGAGACCACUAGGCCGCGCAACACGCUCACCUUCGAUCAGAACGACACUGGCAAGGUUGGCGACGAGGAGCUGCCAGCAGCGGGCAUCUUCGCGACGGCGCUCGUGAUGGCGGACAGGGGCACGCCGAUGUUCAACGCGUUCUCGACGUCGACAAAAGUGGUCGCCGACUACGCGGUGGCGGGGGUGAGCGGCUUCGCCGAGGGCAAUCAACCUCGCGACCGCGGACGUCAAGACGGAUUGAACAUGGUGGAAGAAGCGCAGAAGAAGCUGAGCAAGAGCGUCAAGCUGGAG
Molecule: messenger RNA, 1191 nt
Organism: Prorocentrum cordatum
Lineage: Eukaryota; Dinophyceae; Prorocentrales; Prorocentraceae
Source: the annotation of a GenBank genome assembly